Halichondria panicea is the source of this 863-nucleotide messenger RNA. Its product is annotated as 5-demethoxyubiquinone hydroxylase, mitochondrial-like. Gene Ontology annotation, biological process: determination of adult lifespan; regulation of reactive oxygen species metabolic process; regulation of gene expression. Gene Ontology annotation, molecular function: 3-demethoxyubiquinol 3-hydroxylase activity. Lineage: Eukaryota; Metazoa; Porifera; Demospongiae; Suberitida; Halichondriidae. The transcript is spliced from 6 exons. Gene Ontology annotation, cellular component: mitochondrial inner membrane; nucleus. Bases 87 to 716 code for a protein of 209 amino acids. The record is from RefSeq and is a predicted model, not a curated record.
UAGAUUUGAAUAAUGAUUGAUGACAGCUUGACUGGUCUGGUAUUAAAUUGGUAAUGGAUCCACCACCUAGAUUCGUAUAAAGAAAGAUGUCAUGUUUCAGAGCAGUUCUCCUCACCAGUACCAGUAGGACUCCCUCCUGCCGUGUGUUGUCAUGUCGCCUUGCACAUACCACUACAGCAGUUGUUAGUUGUGAGGGCAAUCGGUCCCGUGUUCAUGGCAGCGUGGAGAAGAUGGUGAGAGUAAACCAUGCUGGGGAGCAUGCUGCUGUUAUGGUGUGUGCAGGAAAAGCUCUAAUGAAUGGGAGAUCGAGAUCAAAAGUGGAGGCAUUAAAGCGAAGACAUCAACUCAAAGAAAACAAUGCUGGAUUCUUUGAAAAUGAAGUUAAACACAGAAGAGUUCGACCAAGUCUGUUACUUCCUCUUUGGGAUAUUGCUGGGUUUACUCUAGGUGUGGGGAGUACAUUUCUUAGUGAAAGGACUGCAGUAAGAUGCACAAUUGCAAUACAAGAAGCCACAUCAAGUCAUUACAACAGUCAGCUGAGAGAGCUCAUAGCCAAUAACCUAGGAGAUCAGCAACUACUAGAAGGUAUCAGCAAUUGCAGGGAUGAGGGUGGUAUGGAGAUUGAGCCUUCUACUGAGACACUGAUGACCGAUUCCUUAACUCAGUUGGUGAAGACCAGUUAUAUGUUCGCUGUGUGGCUAUCUGAACGAUUAUAGACAUAAUAGAUUCCUUUGUUUGAAUAUCAUGAUUAUUGUGGAUUAUAGGCAAUCCUGCUCUCAUGCAUGCAUACCUACAUGUUUAUAACAUAAUAAUAAUUAUUAUUAUGUUAUGUCACUAUGAAAUGGUUAGUUAGAAGCCUAUUA